This is a messenger RNA of Rubroshorea leprosula, 1554 nucleotides long. The record is from the annotation of a GenBank genome assembly. Lineage: Eukaryota; Viridiplantae; Streptophyta; Magnoliopsida; Malvales; Dipterocarpaceae.
GAUUUACUGGAGAAGAAAGGGGGCAACAACGGUGGUUGAGAGGAAGGAUCACCGAGCUUCCAGAGGAACUUCAUUUUCUGGUUUCAUUUUCUGGGUUUCAUUGCCUUAGGAAGUGAGAGUCGAGGCAAGGUUAACCAGGGGGAGUGAUGAACUAGACGGCUAGUCAGUAUUUUGGACUUAGAUUCUUUUUGGACUUAGGCCGUUAGCCAUACAUGUUUGACAUAGAUGUGAACUGAUAAAUCUUUUUUUCUUUUUUUUUUUGUAUAUUGAGUUUCCUUGGUUAUAGCCAUGAUUGUUUUAUAAACUUUGUACAUUUGGACUAGUAAAUUUUUGGUAAUUAUGAACACCACUGUAAUCAUAAAUGGGUAUUUUUAAUAUUCCCAAGGAGCCAGAAUUUAGUUUCCAAGGCAGUGGUUCCUUUGCUCCACCCAUGUUGAUAUCGGCCUUGCAGGCUCAAAAAUAUCUCAUAAAUGGUUGCCAAGGUUUCUUAGUUUCUGUCACUGAUGCUAGUAGUGUGACCUUGAGACUAGAAGACAUCCCUGUGGUGUGUGAGUUUCCGGAUGUAUUUUUGGAGGAUCUCCCAAGUUUACCUCCAGAUAGGGAGAUUGAAUUUGCUAUUGAUCUUGUUCUUGGUGCCGGACCUAUUUCCGAAGCCCCGUACUGUAUGGCUCCUGCAGAGUUAAAGGAGUUAAAGGUCCAGCUGGAGAAACUCCUUGAGAAAGGGUUUAUACGACCUAGUUUGAAGACUAAACCUGAUGAUGUGCCAAAGACUUCCUUCCGUACCCGCUAUAGUCACUAUGAAUUCCUGGUUAUGCCUUUUGGCUUAACAAAUGCCCCUGCAAGAUUUAUAGAUUUGAUGAAUCGGGUAUUUAGCAAGUACCUAGAUAAGUUUGUGGUUGUCUUUAUUGAUGACAUUUUGAUUUACUCUUCUAGCCAUGCUCUUCAUGAAAAGCACUUGAGGACAGUUCUCGAGACAUUGAAAAGUGAGAGGUUGUUUACUAAAUUUAAGAAGUGUGAAUUUUGGCUAGAUAAUGUUGCAUUCCUAGGUCACGUUGUGACUAAGGAUGGCAUCUCUAUUGACCCCCAGAAGAUUGAGGCCAUGGUGGAUUGGAAAAGGCCGAAUAGUGUUGCAGAAGUUCGUAGUUUUCUGGGAUUGGCCGGUUAUUACCACCGAUUUAUGGGGGAUUUCUCUAGAAUUGCUCUGCCAAUGACUCGUCUGAUCAGGAAGGACACCAAAUUUGAGUGGACUCCAGAGUGUGAGAAAAGCUUUUUGACCCUUAAAGAGAAAUUGGUCACUGCCUCUGUACUCGCACUUCCCAUCAAUGGGGAAAGAUUCAUUAUAUAUAGUGAUGCCUCUAAAAAGGGUUUGGUGACAGGCUGUGUGUACCAAGAGAUCAUGCUUUAAGGCGUGAGAUUAUAGGAGAUGCCCAUAAUACUAGUUACACAGUUCACCCAGGUAGCACCAAGAUGUAUUGUGACUUGCGUGGUACAUUUUGGUGGCGGAAUAUGAAGAAGGAGAUAGCCAAAUUUGUCUCACAAUGCCUGACUUACCAG